This is a messenger RNA of Mizuhopecten yessoensis (Yesso scallop), 517 nucleotides long. Its product is annotated as sodium- and chloride-dependent glycine transporter 1-like. The record is from RefSeq and is a predicted model, not a curated record. Gene Ontology annotation, biological process: sodium ion transmembrane transport. Lineage: Eukaryota; Metazoa; Mollusca; Bivalvia; Pectinida; Pectinidae. The transcript is spliced from 3 exons. Bases 22 to 438 code for a protein of 138 amino acids. Gene Ontology annotation, cellular component: membrane.
CGCUUCUCGAGGGACGUGGAGAUGAUGAUAGGGAGGAGAAUACCUUUAUACAUCAGAUUGUUUUGGUGUUUCUUUUCGCCUCUGAUCUUGUGUGUGUUGAUGGUGGCGAGUCUAAUAGCAUACGAGCCACCUACAUACGGGAACUAUGUAUAUCCGGGGUGGGCGGAGGAUGCAGGCUGGAUAUACGCUGUCCUUCCCAUAGUACCAUUCUUCACUGCAGGAUUUUCUGUCCUGUACAAUGCACCAGGGAAAACAGUGUAUCAGAAGUUACGUCAGUCCGUACUGCCCACAGAAGACUGGCAUCCGUCAGUGGACAAAGCUGAUUACCUGGCUCUCCCCUGGAAUACCGGCGGUACCUUUACACAGAGGUGUCUCUUCAACCUCGGAUUGAGAAAACAAAGUGCUGUAGUCUGCGGAAAUCUUCAUCAAGAGACUUAAACGUCCUUUUUAACGCAAUUUUCAAAUGACAAAGUCAUCUUUAGAGCGUCUUAAGUUUGUUAUUUUCUUCAAUCUUGUG